CGUUAUCAACAAACUCUUUCCGAUUUGUUUGAGGCUCUUCGGACUCUUGUGAGGGCUUCCUCACCUGACUGAUAUCCGGUACCCUCGAUUCUCUCUUAUCGCUUGAUUGUUCGAAGGGCACUCGCCCAAGGCACCACCCCUUCACCGAGAGUCAUCAACAUCUCACCGCCAACACUCGCUCAACCGCCGUCGACGAUAUUUUCAGCUCGCCAACAUCGCAGCCCCACGCUUAUGGAAGGCAUGCCUGCCAGCCAACAUCCCCACCCCGCAACACAGCAACUUGGUACCCAAGCGACGGCCGGAUCCUAUCCACAACAACCACCACCACAGGAAGCAACAAGAAAGCAGUCAGCUGACUUGCUUCUCCCAAAGGUUCCUGCAAGACCAACUUCCGCCUUUUUGAAGAAACACAAAUCCAACAAAAAGGUCCGCUGGGACCACUCCGUCGUAGAUAACGAGAAGACGCCAAAGGUUCCAUCGGUGAGGCCACCAACCCCGCCGCUCCAAAAGAAAGUCGCUGGUCCUCCGAAAAGCUCGGCCCUGCCUCACCCGUCACAGACAACAUCGACUUCGAUUGGGCCUGUAGCAAACACCUCCGCAAAAAUGUACUCACAGUCUGAACGACCGCCGCAAACUGUUCGUCCAAGUGGGCAGAGUACAUACUCGGGUCCGGAUCCGUGGUACCAACCUAAUCCUAUGAACCAGCCCGCCCCAGCUGUGGCAUCGGGAAGACCAACGUAUGUCCCAGCAACUCAGCGACCAGGCCAGCGUCUAGCGGCAAACUCUGCUUCGAAAAGAAAGGCCAAUUCAGCCGGCAAAGUCGUCGAGAUAUUCUUAUCAACUUCCAAAGGUCAUCAAACGAAGACCCAAAAACCAGCAGGAACGACUUCUCGUGUCCCUCCAGCAGUUCCAGAUGCACCACAACCCAGAACCCAAGGCCCUCCUCCGACUCCAAGAAUCACAAGACUGCCAACCCCAGACUUGGCAGAGGUCAGUGGGACGACAUUCUGUACCUGUGAUGCUAAAAACUGCAACAAACCCGUCCAUUUGUAUACGGAUGCCCAAGAAAGUAAAAACGUCUGUACUUGCGACGGCACGAACUGCAACAAGCUCUUCCACGUCAAGAUGAACGUCCAAAUGGAAGAGGCUAAGGCAUACAUGAAGGGUGUGAAUGUAGGGAGGCAUGGCCGAGCCCACCGGGUGAGGAGAUAGUGAGGGAUUGUACUGAAGCCCGCGCAGUGGGAGGCUGUCAGCUGAUGGGGGGACCUGGCGUUUAGCUGGACCCGUUGGCCAUUUUGACUUUGUCCUUAAAAACGUAGCUUUCCUUGGAACCCCAGGAUAUCUUUGAUGAUCAUGAAUAUAACCAUAUCUCCAACCUGUCUCUCAUGUAUUU
Molecule: messenger RNA, 1393 nt
Organism: Hyaloscypha bicolor E
Lineage: Eukaryota; Fungi; Ascomycota; Leotiomycetes; Helotiales; Hyaloscyphaceae
Exons: 3
Coding region: 232-1212 (326 amino acids)
Source: RefSeq, a predicted model, not a curated record